AUGAACUCGACAACGCCGUUAUUUGGCACCGCCGACUUGCCACCAGCCACCUUCCGCCCCGAAGUCGAAGACUUUGCCAACGCUCUCGACGAGUGCCUGUCGCCGUUCCUCUCCCCGGCCGACCGCAGAGAACGCCUGCUCGACCUGCCCAGACGAUAUCACGAAAAUGCGCUGCGCAGAUUGGCCAAGGCGCGCCCCCGACGCGCUCGCGAAUCCCAGGUCGACAUCAUGGACAUGGACAUGGACGACGGCACGUCUCUCCGCUCGUCGCUGCCCCUCGAUGCCGAUGAGAUGCGCAGCCUUGAGGAGGAGAUCCAGACAUGGGACCUUGUCCGUCGCCUGUUUCCUCUGCGCCAUGCCGACAGUGCAGCCAUGAGCUUCGACCGCGAUACCAUUGUCAACGGUAGCCACCGCAACAACGACGCGGUGCACGAGUUUCUGCUCACCGACUCGCUGGCACAAGAGCGCCGUGCUGUUCUCCAAUGGCUCCAGAACAAUGCCGCCUCUGGGCCCGACAUCGACACGCUUGUGGAAGAUUUGCAGAAAAACGCCGACCGAGGAGACAUCAUUGCCCACGGCUGGCUACACACACGGUCCGCCAUUAAGCUGCGUAAGAGCAUGACGGGCUGGCCACAUCUCUUGGAUAAGCAGUCGCCCAGCAUUGCUCAAUCACACGUUAGCUCUGCUGGUGCGCCGCUUGUGACACAGCUCGAUCCCGAUGCCAUCACGCGACAGGGCCGCAAGCUCGAGCCGCAGGACGAGUUCUUUGAGAGGGCCAUCUGGCUCGGCUGCUUUGAGCACCUGCGUAGAGGCAGCGAUCCAGAAGUGAUUCGAGAGUGGUGUCAGGACAGGACAGAGCUGUGGAGGUCCAUCUCCAUGUCGGCCAUGCUUCUGCCCACCAACGACUUUGACCGCUCCAUUGACGCUUCACCAGAGUCGCUUGCCCUCUGGCGCCGCAUGUGCUACGGCCUAGCGAAACACGGUGGCUCUGACGACUAUGAGCGUGCCGUCUACGGUAUCCUGUCAGGCGACAUUUCAUCGGUGGAAAAGGUCUCGGAAAGCUGGGACGACUUCUUGUUUGCCAACUACAACGCCCUUCUUCGCACGCAAAUAGACAACUACCUGCUCUCACAAUGCCCGGCCGACGCAGUAUCAACAUUGACACAGUCAUUCUCGGUGUUCGACGCCCUCCAGUUCCACGGCGGCAAGGACAAUGUUGAAAAGAAGCUGAUUAGCACGCUGGAGUCGCGCAAGAGCAUCCAGGCCGAGGCUAUGCAGCCCACCAAAGCCCUGCAGGCGUCAUUCCUCUCGCAAGAGAUGAGCCGCCACCUGUACGAGCAAGGUCUAGCUGUGACGGAAGACGCCCGCAAGGCCCGCCUGUCACUCCUCCUGCGCCGCAGCGACAAUGACGAGCUCAAGGUUGCCAAGCAAAAGUUCUUUGGCCUGAACCAGGCCGACGGCAUGCGCAUCGUCGCCCACAUCUACAUCCUCAACACGCUGAUAGAACAGCUCGACGCCAACGAGGGCAAAUCGGUACAAGACACACCCGCACACUGGCGCUACACGCAAGAAAACAUCCUCGCCGCAUACACCGACUACCUGCGCCGCGCCAACCUCCCCGAGCUCAUCCCCAUGUACUGCUCGAUCCUUGAGGCCCCGCGCCGCUACGAAGUGCUGAGCUGGAACCUGAUCCAUGAGACUGAGGCCAAGCAGCGCCUCGUCCAGCUCAAGCUGAUCAAGAACGCCGGCGUCGAUGUUGUCCGCUUCGUCGAGACACAGGCUGCCAUGCUCUUUGACGAGCUCAGCAAGACUCCCGAGCGCCUUGCCGCAUCAAACCAAUUCUCCAUCCUUGCACCGGGAUCCAAGGCGUCGAAGCAGGCCCGCGGCAUCCAGGCCGACUUCUUCGGCGACGACGAGGGCGAGAUUGAGACUCGCCACGAGCACAUGAUCCGCGCGCUUGAGUGGCUCAUGCUUGUGCACGAGACAUGGCCCAAGGUAUUCUCUAUCGGUACCCGCGUGUACACGCACUUCCUUAAGCACAUGAACCUGAAUGCGGCGCGCCAGCUGAUGCAGCGUGUGCCGUUUGACGCCAUUGUGCGCGAACUCAUUGAGGAGGAUGACAGCGAGCCGGACAUUGGAUCGCUGCAGUUCUGGGCCCUGCAUCUUGGCCAGAGCAAUAUUACCGAUGUCUCGGCCGUCGAGGCCCUCUCCGACGCUAGAAACUUUAGAGAAUUAGAGUCGCUGGUGAAGGCGCUUGAUAAUCUCGAGACGAUUGCCUCGCUGGUUGUGAUAUCCCCAGAAAUGCCUGCCAAGAACAAGGAUUUUUGGGACAAGACGGCCGAAGAGACCCGCGCCGUCAAGGAGAACAUGCAGCCGCUCCUCUCCGGAUGGCUCCUCGCAGGCAUCGCCGACGGCGACAAGGACCUCAAGACGCUGCGCGACAAGUUCCUGCCCGAGACCAUCCUGGCCUUUAUUUCUGCGCUGCACUUUGCUGGUACCAAUCUGUCGCGGGACAACCUGCUCGAGUGUAUGGAGCUUUCGGCCACGAUUGCCGAGCGCGGGUCCGAUCUGGCGGAUGCCUUUGUCGAGGCUAAGCGCAUGAAGGAGCUCGUCGAGGCGUUUGCCGCGUGUAGUCGCGCCUUGGCUGUCAGUGGCGCCGACAAGAGAGGCGUUGCGCCGGGGAGUAGCAAGAAGGUGAAGGAUAUGGGAUGGUCGCGGGAUCUCUGGAGCAUCACGACGUCGCAGUAA
[Torrubiella] hemipterigena is the source of this 2748-nucleotide messenger RNA. The record is from the annotation of a GenBank genome assembly. NCBI's taxonomy places the organism in Eukaryota, Fungi, Ascomycota, Sordariomycetes, Hypocreales, Clavicipitaceae.